Messenger RNA from Episyrphus balteatus (marmalade hoverfly), 1382 nucleotides. Its product is annotated as diphthine methyltransferase. Gene Ontology annotation, molecular function: protein binding. The transcript is spliced from 2 exons. The record is from RefSeq and is a predicted model, not a curated record. NCBI's taxonomy places the organism in Eukaryota, Metazoa, Arthropoda, Insecta, Diptera, Syrphidae. Bases 169 to 1227 code for a protein of 352 amino acids.
AUAUGACCUUAACUGUUGCAAUCUCGUAAUAUCGUAAUUUCUGCUUCAAGUGACAUUUUAAAAAACCAACUAUCGGUAUUAAUUUGUUAUGUUUUUAUUCGCACGCGAGUGUUGAAAGCUGUACGAAAUUCUCUUUAUUAGCCGCCUUGGACCAAAAUACCCAAAAAAAUGGAAAUAAAAACUCUCCACUCAUUAGACACUGAAUAUUCAGCCGAUUCUAUUGAAUGGUGUCCACAUGAAAACUUUCUUACGUAUUUCGUUUGCGGAACAUAUCAGCUCGAAGGCAACACUUCAGAAUCAUCUUCGCCCCCAUGCCGACGAAAAGGCCGAAUUUAUCUUUUCCAAUUCAAAGCAAAAACAAAUGAAUUUAUUGAAUUGCAUCGCUUAGAAACAGCAGCAAUACUUGACAUGAAAUGGUUACAACAAGAGAACUUGGAAUUUCCUAUUCUCGCUGCUGCAAACGCACUUGGUCAAAUUGAAGUGUUCACUUUGGAGAAUAACCAGCUGAUACGAAAGUCAACUUUUGAUUUGAAUACGGAAUUUCAUAAUUUGUUGGCUUUGUCUUUGGAUUGGAAUUGGGCUCCUUCAUCGCUACCAGUUGAUGGUAGAAGAAUUUUAUCCUCCGAUUCUAAAGGUGACAUCACAUUAUUACAAUAUAACGGAGAUAAUUUGAAAAAAAUUAACAACUGGUCAGCACAUAGUUUUGAGGCAUGGAUAUGUGCUUUUGACAAAUGGGACUGCAAUCGUGUUUUCACCGGAGGUGAUGACACAUUUUUACAUGCCUUCGAUAUUAGAGGUCCCAAUAAAAUAUUAACCAACAAGUCACACAUUGCCGGUGUCACAUGUCUACUGAGUCAUCCGAAGCAGGAACACAUCCUUUUAACUGGAAGUUACGAUGAACGCUUGAGAAUCUUUGACACGCGAUCCAUGAAGCAACCAGUGUCCGAUAUAAACCUCAAUGGAGGCAUUUGGAGACUGAAGCCUGAUCCAUAUGAUAAAAAUCUUAUUUUGGCCGCUUGUAUGUACAAAAAUUUCAGUAUUGUUGAAUUAUUGGAUGGAAGAAGUGAUAUGAAAUUGAUUGCCGAGUAUAAUGAGCAUGAAAGCAUAUGCUAUGGUGCGGAUUGGUGUUUGGAUACCAGCAAAGAAAACAAGGGUGAAUUGUAUAUGGCAACUUGCUCGUUUUAUGAUCACAAAUUAUGCUUAUCGAAAAUUGUGGAGAAUAAAUAGACUGUAUUUUAUCUUGGAAAAACAUUUUUUAUUUUGUUUUCAUUUUAUAGAUCGAACAUUUUUAUAAAUAUUGUGGUUGUGUUUCAUAAUAGAAAUAUGUAUGUGUUUAUUCUUUUUUUUAAAUAUAUGUAUUUUUUAUAAUGGUUAACAUCAAA